AUGGCUAAAAAGAAAAGCAAACUGAAAUCUUCUUCUCCAAAACCAAAAGUUUCUUCUGCCAAACCAGUCGAAAUUGACAACCAAUCUAAUAUUGAAACUGUUCAAGAUCCCUCACUUACAUCCCAACAACCAGCGCCGGAAGAGUCAGAGAUCCUUGCAACAUCACCUCUGGAAGAUACUACAGCUACAACAGAAUCAUCACCAGCAAUCACAACAACAACCGAAGCCGAUCCAAUUGAAUUAUCAGUAUUAGACAAUGCCGAACACGCAAUUGAUUCAAGUUCAAUCAAAUCAACUGAAGCAGUUUUAGAAACUUUGGAUAGUGAAUUAAAUACCAUUACUGAUACUAAACCGGAACAACCAACUGAACAAGAAUUGAAUCCAACUUUAGCAAAAUAUAUGCGUAGUUGCCAAGAAGGGAAUUUAACUUUAGUUAAAGAAUUGAUUUCAUCAGGUCAAAUUCUGAUUAAUGAUACAUUUAGUGAUGAAAUUACUGGAUUACAUUGGGCUUGUAUUAAUAAUCGAUUAUCGUUAGUGAAAUUUUUAAUUGAAAAUGGUGCUAAUCCUAAUCAAUUAGGAGGAGAAUUAAAAGCUAGCCCAUUACAUUGGGCAUGUCGUAAUGGUCUUGUAUAUAUAGUUGAUUAUUUAAUCAGAAAUUCUGAUGCUGAUCCUAAUUUACGUGAUUCUCAAACUUAUAAUGCAUUACAUUUAGCUGUACAUUCUUCAAAUAUCAUGUUGGUCAUUUAUUUGUUAUUGAGUUGUUGUAAUCCUGAUUCAAUGAAAAAAAUAUACGUUGAUGAACCCGAUGGAUCAAAUCGAACACCAUUACAUUGGGCCAGUUAUCAAAAUGAUAUUUUUACCAUUAAUGCAUUAUUGAGAUUUGGAGCUGAUGUCAGUAAAGUUGAUAAUAGUUUGUUUAUUCCUUUGCAUUGGGCAUUUAUGAAAGGUUAUAAAUCAGUGUUAAAGGCAUUGGUAGAAGCUGGAUCCGAUAUAUUUGUCAAAAAUGAUCAAAAUAAAAAUUCAUUUGAUAUAGCUAAAGAUAUGAAUUGUUCUAAUACUUGGGAAAAAGUUUUACUUGAAACUGGUAGAGAUCCUAAAAAAAAUUGGGCUCCUAUUAAACCUUGGGUAUCAGUCAAAUUAGGUAAAGUUAUUACAUUUUUAACUCCAUAUUUUUUAUUACCACUUCUGUUUAAUGUUUUAUCAAUGGGUCAAGGAUAUAUAAUACCUAAAUUGAUAUUAUCAAUUGGAAUAUUAGCAGGGGGGGUUUAUUUGUUAAACAAAUUAGUGAUUUCUCAAUACAUAUUUGAUGAUAAAAAAUUAGCCAAAUCACCAAUUUUAGCAGGGGUAUUUUCUGCUACAGCGUUUUGGAGUGUUUUGGUUUGGUUAUACAAUAUUUUACCAACUACAUUUAUUCAUAAUUUUUUCGCUAAUAUUAUUAUGGCCGCCCUCAUUGGAGUUUUCAGUUGGUCAUUUUUUAAAGCCAUGUUCAUUAACCCUGGAUAUGUUCCUACUCCUGCUGACAACAAUGUGAUAUUAUCUCAAGUGGCUCAAUUAAUAGAAUUGGGUCAAUUUGAUACUGAUCAUUUCUGUGUUAAUAGUUUUGUCAGGAAACCAUUGAGAUCAAGAUAUUCAAAACAUAAUAAAAAACUUAUAGCUAGAUUUGAUCAUUCUUGUCCAUGGGUAUAUAAUGAUAUUGGGGUUAGAAACCAUAAAAUUUUCAUUACAUUUGUCUAUUCAUUGAACAUGGCAGUAUUUGUGUUUUUAUAUUUAUCAUUAGAAUAUUUCGAUAAAGUUAAAGAUAAGUACGAAUCUGAUGAUGAAGAAGAUGGAUUUGCUUGUUCAAUUUUAGGAGAUGACAUGUGUUAUGGAUAUAAAAAUCAUCAUUUCCAUUUCAAUUUAUUGAUAUGGGAUUUAUUCCAAUGUGUAUGGAUUUCAUUUUUAUGUAUUGUUCAAACAUUUCAAAUCCUUAAAGGUUUAACUACAUGGGAAUUUAGUUCAUUAAACAAACAAAUACAAACCAAUCGAUUCAAUCAUUCUACUGUUCCUAGAGAUUUUGAAGCUGGUGAAGGGAUUUCAUUAGAUCAAAAUCAACCAUCAGAAUCAUUAGAAGGUCAACAUAGACAUCAUCAUAAUGAAUUUCAAACAUGUAUGAAUUUAUUAGGUAUUGAUCAAUUCAUAUUGACUUUGAAAAUGAGUAUAGGUUCCCUUUUUAAUCAUCAUGGGAACAAUACUAGAUAUGAUCCAUUGACUUCAUUGCAUAUUCCUACUGAUCAUGGAAUUAAACAAAAUUGGUUAGAUUUUUGGAUUAUCGGUGAAGAGAAAUGGAGAAAUGUGUUUUAUUUGCCUAUUGAUGGUGAGAAUAAUUUAAAUGGGAAAGUGGUAGAUUAUUAUACUUUAUAUAGUUACCAUUGA
This is a messenger RNA of Candida dubliniensis CD36, 2412 nucleotides long. It is a transcript of the gene AKR1, whose product is annotated as palmitoyltransferase. Lineage: Eukaryota; Fungi; Ascomycota; Pichiomycetes; Serinales; Debaryomycetaceae. Gene Ontology annotation, cellular component: Golgi membrane. The coding region runs from base 1 to 2412 and encodes 803 amino acids. Gene Ontology annotation, biological process: protein palmitoylation. The record is from RefSeq and is a predicted model, not a curated record. The transcript has a single exon. Gene Ontology annotation, molecular function: palmitoyltransferase activity; protein binding.